CAUAACUGUUGUUAUUAUUAGGAAUGGCUUCGUUUUCUUUUCGUUUAACUGCAUUUCCGUGUGAAGAAGCUUUCAAGGAGAGUAGGUUUCUUCCUGAUAAAAAUAAUGUUCGAUCAUCUUGGUUAUAUGGUAAUACUGGCGCAAUUGAUGAGCCAACACCAUUUUACAACUCCACAGUAUUAGCUGAUAUACUUCUUGUUAAAUUAAAUGAUUAUGUAAAAAGUAAUUUGUCAGCACAAAGUUUAAAAGAUGCAGUAAUUUUGUUAAAGACAUGGGCUUUCACUAGAGAACUCAUGUGUGGUUAUGGUAGACUGAAUGGCUUUAUUUUGUCAUCAUUUAUUGUUUCUAUGCUACAAAAUAAACGAAUAUCUUCGUAUAUGAGCAGCUAUGAAAUAUUCAAGUAUGCCAUCCUUGAUUUAAGUUCAAAUUCAAUACCACGCAACAUGUUUAAAGAUGUUACAGGUUAUGAUGUCCUUUAUUCCGUUAGUGAAGAAACUCUGCAAAUGCUGAGACAUGAAGCGAAACUGGCAUUAGCAAUGUUGAAUAGUACUUCUUUAGACACUUUUACUUAUUUAUUCUUAAAGAAAAUUACAUUUGUUGAGAAGUUCGAAUAUCUCUUACAUUUGAAGGAUUUUAAACUAGACUCUCUACCAGAUAUGUGCAAAAAAAUUAAGGAAGGCCUUGGGGAUAGGAUAUUGUUGAUGGAUGUUGCUAAAAGUCCUUUUAUAUCUUGGCCUGUAACUACUUUUCCUCCUGAUGUUAAUAAAAACCUGGUUACUAUUGGUUUUCUUUUGAACUCAGAAGUGCCUUUAAGUAAUUUGGAAAAAGGUCCAUUAGCAAAUGACCCUAAAGCAAAAAGUUUUCAAGAAUUUUGGGGAGAGCAAUCAGAAUUAAGAAGAUUUCAAGAUGGGUCUGUAAGGGAAGCUGUUUUCUGGCCUGCAGUAACCGUUGCAGAUAAAAGAGAAGUUUUUUGUACAAUACUGAAAGAUAUUGUUGAAAGGCAUUUUAAAAUACCGAAGACAGAAGUUACAAUAAAUGGUGUUGAAACUGAAUGCGUCUUGAAAUUGCCUGACAUUAUUUUUGCCAAAGAAUUUUCUGCAUACGGCACUGGUGAAGAAUCUCUCACAAAAUUGAUGCAAUCAUUCAACAGCUUAUCUAAAGAACUUCGGAGUUUAAAACUUCCUUUACUUAUUGCAUCAAUACAAGGAGUAUCACCUGCUUUUAGAUUUACUGAUGUAUUUCCUCCUCUUUCCAUAAUCCAUAAAGUAGAUAGUUCCGUAUGUUAUGUCGAUGGGCAAGUUAUGAAACUGAAAAAAGAUUUCUCUAAAGUGCCACUUUACAUUCCUGCUUUAAAAGCUGUUCUUCACUUUGAAGGUAGUGGGAAGUGGCCAAAUGAUGUAGAGGCUUUGAAGAGAGUGAAAGCUGCCUUUCAAGUAAAGAUUGCUGAGCUGGCUAAAUCCCAAUGUUCCUUAAUGGCAAUUCCAUUUGUUACUCAUACAGAUAUAUUUAAAGAUGGUUUUGUCUUCCGAUUUGAAGUGGCUUGUCAUAAAGAAAUUAACUUGCAGAAACAAAUUCAGUCACCAGAUGGUAGCAUAAAAAUUAAAGACACCAAAGAAUCACUGAAGUUAGAAAUAUCAACUAAAAUUCUUCCCAAAUUGAAUAGCAUUCUUCAUGGGCUUCACCAACAACACAACAGCUAUGGUACUGCUUGCCGAAUUGCAAAAAGAUGGAUUUCCUCUCAAUUGAAACAUAAAUUCAUUGAUGAUCUCACAAUAGAACUCAUUGUUGCAUCUCUUUACGUUCAUCCUGAACCAUUCACAUGUCCAAACUCUCCACAAACAGCAUUUAUUCGUUUCUUGUCGUUAAUAAUUACUCACAACUGGACAGCAGUUCCUCUGAUUGUUAAUUUAAAUCAUGAAUUAACGGCUGAAGAUAUAGAAGAAAUAAAUUCAAAUUUUACUUCUCAGAGAUCUACUCUUCCACCCAUGGUUAUCAUCACUCCAUUUGAUAAAAAAGGCAACAUGUGGACAAAAAACAAGCCUCCACCUGUCAUUCUUAAAAGGAUAAUAAUGCUUGCUGAAGCAAGCUUAAAUACUUUGAAAGAAGCUUUCCUUAACUGCAAAUCUUUUGACUGUAAAGUGUUAUUUAGACCACCUUUGCAUAUGUUUGAUGUAAUAAUUCAUCUAAAAAGAAAAGAAAUUCCUAAACUUAGUUAUGCAGUUGAUGUAAAAACAAAUGACCCUUUCCCAUUAUUUGAGCCUUAUCAAUCUAACAUCAAUGAAGUCUAUCCAAUUGUUGAGUUUGAUCCUGUGCAACAUUACCUAGAAGAACUUAUUGAAAAUUUCGGUGAUUUGGCUGUUUUUCUAAAUGAUUCAUAUGGAGGUGAUUUCAUUACUGUCAAAUGGAAAUCAGCUGCUUUUUAUCCCGAAAAUGCCAAAACCAGCCAUGGCUGCAAAUUGGUUCCAAAUGUAGAAGAGAUCCUAGAAAACUUCAAAAUCUUAGGUGAGGGACUUGUAGAAAACAUAGAAUGCAAAACAGAAAACUGGCAGUUACCUUAAUGUGUUGCUGACUACCUGUAUAUAUUUUAUGUACAAAAUAUUUUUUUUUGUUAUGUCUUUUUUAAUGAAAUAAAAAAUAUAUUGUUUUAAAAGAAUA
This is a messenger RNA of Parasteatoda tepidariorum (common house spider), 2655 nucleotides long. RefSeq names its product nucleolar protein 6 Mat89Ba (gene Mat89Ba). Gene Ontology annotation, cellular component: UTP-C complex; small-subunit processome; CURI complex. Gene Ontology annotation, biological process: tRNA export from nucleus; rRNA processing. The record is from RefSeq and is a predicted model, not a curated record. NCBI's taxonomy places the organism in Eukaryota, Metazoa, Arthropoda, Arachnida, Araneae, Theridiidae.